CCAUCCUACAUUCAGCGGAGUUCACAUUCCCAGUCUUUUUAAUUUUUCUGACAAGGCUCUUGAGUAGAUCUCCGAGAGAAGAGCUUUGGAAGAGGAGGAUCUCUUUGUUUGUCUUUAACCCCGGCCAUGUCUCUGGGAGGUGAUGUGUGUGUGGUGACAGGAGCCUGUGGAUUCCUGGGACAGAGGCUGGUGAAGCUGCUGCUGGAGGAAGAGACGAUGGCUGAGAUCCGGAUGCUGGACAAACACGUUCAACCUCAAGUUUUACAAACUCUGGAGGAUUGCAGAGGCAGCACACAGCUGAGCGUGUUCGAGGGAGACAUCAGGGACAGUGAUUUUGUGAGGAAAGCCUGUCGAGGUGCGUCCGUCGUCUUCCACACGGCCUCCAUCAUCAACGUCACUGGAUCGGUGGAGCACAGUGAAAUGUACAGCGUCAAUGUCAAGGGCACGCAGGUUAUUCUGGAGGCCUGUAUUCAGGAGAACGUGGUGUCCUUAAUCUACACCAGCUCCAUCGAGGUGAUGGGGCCAAACCCCAAAGGUGAACCCAUCAUCAACGGCACCGAGGACACAAUUUAUGACAGUACCUUGAGGUUUUCCUACAGCAAGACCAAAAAGGAGGCCGAGCAGAGAACCCUGCUGGCCCACGGAGAGGUGCUCCAGAACGGAGGCCGACUGGCCACCUGUGCCCUCAGACCGAUGUACAUCUUCGGAGAGGGGUGCCGCUUCCUGCUGGGCCACAUGGAUGACGGGAUACGAAACAGAGAUGUUCUGUUGAGGAUGUCUUUGCCAGAGGCUCGAGUGAAUCCUGUCUACGUGGGAAACGUAGCCUCGGCUCAUCUUCAAGCAGCUCGCGGCCUCAAAGAUCCACAAAAGAGAAAUGUGAUAGGAGGAAAGUUUUUCUUUAUUUCUGACGACACGCCGCCGGUGAGCUACUCAGACUUCAACCACGCCCUGAUGGCGCCUCUGGGCUUCAACAUUCAAGAGAAACUCCGGCUGCCGCUCCACCUCCUCUAUGCGCUCUGUUUCAUUUUGGAAAUCCUGUGCAUGAUGAUCCGACCUCUCAUACGAGUCGUCUUGCCGCUGAACCGGCAGCUCAUCACCAUGUUGAACACCCCGUUCACCUUCUCCUAUCAGAAAGCCAAGAGGGAUCUGGGAUAUGAACCCAUGUACAGCUGGGAGGAAGCACGCAAACGCACCAUUGAAUGGUUAGCCACAGAACUGCCUAAAGAGAGGGAACGAAUUACAGCUAAAUGAUUAAAAGUUGUUUUCACCAAAUUAACUAUCUCUCCCUCACAUUUGUAGUUAUAUAUAACAGCUAACUUGUUGUUGAAGAUUUAUAUUUAUUUUACAAAAUAGAACUUACUGAAUUAAUCACCAUAUGUGUCUGCAGAGGGCGCUGUUACAUGCUGUUGCUUUAAUUUACAUUUUUGGUAACGUGGGAAAAAAUAUUCACUCUCCAAAGAUUUGAUCUUUCAGAAAAAUAUUCAUCUUUACACCAAUGUUUCUGCCCUCAGGGAGAGAUUUCAUUUUUUCCACAUUGUUUUGGUGUUUCUGAUUUGUUUUAUUUCCUUUAUCUCUGUUUUAUGAUGAUUAUUAACUUGUAGUAAUUACACAUAAAAAAUGAUCCGGCUUUCAAAUGAGCUGUAAUCCCGUGACAUAGAAAAUGGCCUUUGAGAUUCAUGCUUUUGAAUUUUCUGAUGAUUAAGCUGAUCAUCAUCAAACUAAUGAGCUGAGAUGCAAACAUGUCACAGCAUCACUCAAAGAAAAUGUCCUGUAAUGACGACAACACAACUUUACUUUUCUGCCUCUGUAUAUUUUAGAUUUUAACGCCCUGUUCCCUUCAUGUCCUUCUCUUC
Messenger RNA from Paralichthys olivaceus (Japanese flounder), 1853 nucleotides. RefSeq names its product hydroxy-delta-5-steroid dehydrogenase, 3 beta- and steroid delta-isomerase 1 (gene hsd3b1). Lineage: Eukaryota; Metazoa; Chordata; Actinopteri; Pleuronectiformes; Paralichthyidae. The record is from RefSeq and is a predicted model, not a curated record. Gene Ontology annotation, biological process: steroid biosynthetic process. Gene Ontology annotation, molecular function: 3-beta-hydroxy-Delta5-steroid dehydrogenase (NAD+) activity.